AUGGCUCCUUGGCCUGAGUUGGAAAAUGCCCAGCCCGACCCCAGUAAAUACAUCGAAGGAGCCAUGAACCAGCAGCCCACCAUACCAGCCAAAGGCAAAGAGACUGACACAAAUGACACUGGGACUCCUGUAACCAAGAUUGAACUUCUGCCAUCCUACUCUACUGUGACGCUGAUAGAGGGGCCUGCCGAAGUGGACGACCCCUGGGACCUGCCUGCGCUUCGCGACACUGGGGUCAAGUGGUCAGAGAGAGACACCAAAGGGAAGAUCCUUUGUGUCUUCCAAGCGAUUGGGAAAUUGAUUUUGCUUCUGGGAUUUCUCUACUUGUUCGUGUGCUCCUUGGAUGUCCUCAGCAGUGCCUUCCAGCUGCUGGGAGGAAAGGCAGCUGGGCAGUUCUUCAGCAACAACUCCAUUAUGUCCAACCCUGUGGCAGGGCUGGUGAUCGGGGUGCUGGUGACCGUCUUAGUGCAGAGCUCCAGCACCUCCUCAUCCAUCAUUGUCAGCAUGGUGGCCUCCUCAUUGUUGACCGUGCGGACCGCCAUCCCCAUUAUCAUGGGGGCCAACAUUGGGACCUCAAUCACGAACACCUUCGUGGCGCUCAUGCAGGCAGGAGACCGGAGUGAGUUCAGACGGGCUUUUGCGGGGGCCACCAUCCAUGACUUCUUCAACUGGCUCUCCGUGUUGGUCCUCUUACCCCUGGAGGCAGCCACCCAUUACCUGGAGAUCCUGACCAACGUCGUGCUGGAGACUUUCAACUUCAAGAGUGGAGAAGAUGCCCCGGCACUUCUGAAAGUCAUCACAGACCCCUUCACAACGCUCAUUAUCCAGCUGGAUAAAACAGUGAUCAACCAAAUUGCAAUGAAAGAUGAAGCAGCCCAAAACAAGAGUCUGAUCAAAAUUUGGUGUGAAACUUUUACUAACGUGACUCAGAUGAAUGUCACUGUCCCCUCGCCUGACAACUGCACCUCCCCUUCCCGCUGUUGGACAGACGGUGUAUACACCUGGACCAUCAUGAAUGAGACCUACGUGGAGAACAUUGCUAAAUGCCAGCACAUCUUCGCGAAUUCCAGCCUCUCAGAUCUGAGUGUGGGCCUCAUCCUGCUUUUUUCCUCCCUGCUGGUUCUCUGCGGCUGCCUGAUCAUGAUUGUCAAGCUCCUGGAAACUGUGCUCAGGGGGCAGGUUGCUGUUAUCAUCAAGAAGACCCUCAACACUGAUUUCCCCUUUCCCUUUGCUUGGGUGACUGGCUACCUGGCCAUCCUCGUGGGAGCAGGCAUGACCUUUGUUGUGCAGAGCAGCUCCGUGUUUACGUCGGCUAUGACACCACUGAUAGGCAUGGGUGUGAUAAGCAUUGAGAGGGCGUAUCCGCUCACGCUGGGCUCCAACAUUGGUACCACGACCACCGCCAUCCUGGCCGCCCUAGCCAGCCCGGGCAGUACACUGAGGAGCUCGCUCCAGAUCGCCCUGUGCCACUUUUUCUUCAACAUCUCCGGCAUCUUGCUGUGGUACCCCAUCCCGUUCACCCGCCUGCCCAUCCGCCUGGCCAAGGGGCUGGGCAACAUCUCUGCCAAGUACCGCUGGUUCGCCGUCUUCUACCUGGUCUUCCUCUUUGUCCUGACCCCGCUGGUGGUGUUCGGCCUCUCGCUGGCCGGCUGGCAGGUGCUGGUGGGCGUAGGGGUGCCCAUCAUCUUCCUGCUCCUCCUGGUGCUGGGCAUCAGGCUCCUGCAGGCCCGCUGCCCGCGCGUCCUGCCCACGAAGCUCCAGAACUGGAACUUCCUACCCUUGUGGAUGCACUCGCUGAAGCCCUGGGACAACCUCAUCUCCCUGCUCACCAGCUGCUGCCAGACCCGCUGCUGCCUCUGCUGCCGCCUGUGCUGCCGCGCGUGCUGCCUGCUGUGCGGCUGCCCCACGUGCUGCCGCUGCAGCAAGUGCUGCGGAGACCUGGAGGAGGGGCAGGAGGUGGAGGGCAUCCCGGUCAAGGCCCCCAAGGCCUUCGAUAACAGAGCCAUGAGUAGAGAGGCCCAGGAUGAGGUCAAGUCCCAAACUGACUCCCUGGGCACCAAGACCAUCUCCAGCAGCACAACCUUAUAG
This is a messenger RNA of Galeopterus variegatus (Sunda flying lemur), 2088 nucleotides long. It is a transcript of the gene SLC34A2, whose product is annotated as solute carrier family 34 (type II sodium/phosphate contransporter), member 2. NCBI's taxonomy places the organism in Eukaryota, Metazoa, Chordata, Mammalia, Dermoptera, Cynocephalidae. The record is from RefSeq and is a predicted model, not a curated record. Gene Ontology annotation, molecular function: sodium:phosphate symporter activity. The transcript is spliced from 12 exons. Gene Ontology annotation, biological process: intracellular phosphate ion homeostasis; sodium-dependent phosphate transport. Bases 1 to 2088 code for a protein of 695 amino acids. Gene Ontology annotation, cellular component: vesicle; apical plasma membrane; brush border.